AACGUGUGAUAAUUUGAUAAAUGCCAUGUUAGAAAUUGAGCUCAUACUACUGCAUAUGAUCAGGAAAAUAUUAUAUGCAGGAAACUGAGCUUGGAAAUAUUAUAUGCUGGAAAUCUUAUGUGCAUAAUAAUAAACUGGUGAAAGUGCUGUGGUGGUCCUGUUGCAAUUUAAUGUUUUAGGAGAAAAUAAAAGCAUCCUUGUACCAUAUAAAUCAAAGUAGCAUGUUAUUUCCAUCUGAGAUGAGUGCAUAGUUCCCACAUAUGUUGCCUGAUUCAUAAUCAUGUUUAACUUCUUCUUGUGCAUGCAAGCGUUCAUCACACCUGAACACACACUUGUAAUUCCAGCGCCACUCUCAGGUGAGAUGGAUGCGAAAUAUGCACUCGAGCGCAUCACGUUGAUUGGAUGAGAGUCCCGCCGGUUUGCCUUAACGAUUUACGGUGACGUGCAGAGGGGCUCGUUAAAUCAUCCCCCGUCCCGGCUGACAGAGAGAGAGAGAGAGAGAGAGAGAGAGAGAGAGAGGAGGUGUAGUGGCUUAGAGACCAGCAGAGAGAGAGAGAGAUCAGUGGAGACGGAUGGUUUGUGUCUGUUCUGCUCUAAGUUUGUGGUUCUGUUGCAGAAAGAUCUGGACCUGCGACGGCAGCAUGAUGCCGUUGGUCUUCACACUUCUCUGCCUCUGUGUUUUAAAGAUGGGCGGCUUCUCUCCAUCUGUCACUCAAGCCACCGUCCAAUCAGAGCUUCAGUGUCAUGACUGGGGCGUGUGGAGCGAGGGUUCGGUGCGGGUGUAUGACGGGGAGGUGGCGUAUAUCUACUGUCCGCUCUUCUCUUAUCCCACGCUCUACAGCUACAGUCAGAUUCAGAACAGCAGUCUGUCUCUGCUGUGGUACCGACACACACACACACACGAGCUGGAGCAGCCCAUCAACCUCAAACUACACACACUGCACAAAGACCGCGAGUACCUGUGGAUACAACCGGCCUCGGCGCAGGACGCCGGACUCUACAUCUGCAUGCUCCGCAACAUUUCCUCGUGUGUGAAGAUCGGCGUGAAGCUGGAGGUGGUUCAGAAGGACGGAGAGUGUAACCUGAGAGCUCAACCUCACCUGAACCUGACCAUACCGAUACAGAGCGAGCGAACCCUCACCUGUCCAGACCUGAACACACUCACGCUGCCCAACAGCACACACUCCGUCAGCUGGUACCACUUUUGCAGUACUCAUCCGUUUCAAGGACACCGAAAGCUGAAAGGAGAUGAUCUGGUGAUCUACACGAUGAUGGAGUCGUACACAGGCCUCUACACCUGUGUGGUUUCAUAUCAGAUGAACGGACGCAUGCUCCAGUUCACACGCAACAUUAAUGUCACUGCUGUUGUUCCUGAUAUUGGCAGUAAAGUUCCCAUCAUCCUGAAUCCCGCGAGUGAUCAGAUCUACACGGUGACUCUGGGAGAUACAGUGACACUGUCCUGUCGUGUGCAUCUGCCUCACCUGUACGAGGAAAAGCAGCACAUCUGGUGGACCAUCGAUAAAAAAACCUUGGAGCAACUCGCCGACCCACGAUUCAGCUCACCUGAGGCCACGCUUGUGUCAUAUGAUGAUGGUAACGAGUUGAAAGAACGAGUCCUGAAUGUGAUGGACUUUUCAGCUGAUGACCUGCAGAGGGAGUUUAACUGCUCCGUCAGAAACAGCCGAGGGUUCAACACCAGGCGAGCCGUACUGAAGGCCGAACCGUACCUCCCGACUCUAGAGCUGGGCUGUGGUUUAGGUGUGACGCUGGCGCUCAUGUUGAUGAUGUUUGUCAUCUAUCAUGUGUUCUGGCUCGAGCUGCUGCUGCUCUAUCGCUCGUGGUUCGGCUCAGAUGAGAGAUACACAGAUGAUAAGCAGUAUGACGUGUACAUCUCAUACGCUCGCAACAGUGAGGAAGAGGAGUUUGUUCUGUCCACGCUGCGUCGAGUCCUGGAGACUGAGUUCGGUUACUCCGUCUGCAUCUUCGACCGGGACAGUCUUCCUGGAGGAAAUCUGAUGGAGUCGGUUCUCAGGUGUAUGCAGGCGUGUCGGCGGCUACUGGUGGUGUUGAGCUCGGAUUGUUUGUGUGAGAAGAGCAUCAGUCUGCUGGAGUGUCGUCUGUGUUUGUACCUGCAUCACGCGGCGCGUUUUCCCAUCAUCACUGUGAGACGACGCGCGUUUAGUGCCUCCUGCGGCGACAUCAUGCAACUGCGCAACAACUCCACCUCCAUCCGCUGGCACGACACACGCUCCGAGCGAACCAACUCACGCUUCUGGAAGCUUCUGCGGCUCGCGCUGCCUCUGCGACCACUUGCGCUCGGGAAAAGACUCAUCGAUAGCACUUCCUCCCAUUCGGACCUGGCGUCUGUGGCGAUGCGUUACACACAUGCGCAGACCGUCUCGCUCAGUCAACGUAGCAAAGGGGGGCGGAGCGGAAUGACUCACCAGAGCGUACGUGACAGAAGUGGGCGGAGCUGUGAACAAAAGGGGCGGGGCUGUGCAAUCUGCGUGAGUUUUCAGGAAAGUCGUCGAAUUUGGGGCGGAGUUAUUGCUGCCCAUUGGAACACACACCUGCAUCAACCUGUAGCCAAUGGGACGAUACCUCAAGCCACACACAACUCCAACACUGAACCCGGAAACAUCGCUGGGAACGAUCUUUGCCCUUGUGAACCAAUCAACAACAACCAGACAAAUGAGCUACAAACCACUUACUGUUGACUCACACUGAUGCACAACGAAACAGUUAAUAUUAUGAACGAAAUGUUGAGAUCACAAUAGCUUUCAAGUAAUAUGUAAACACAGACCAUGAAUACAAUAAACUAAAUAAUAUCAGG
Carassius carassius (crucian carp) is the source of this 2833-nucleotide messenger RNA. Its product is annotated as interleukin-1 receptor accessory protein-like. Bases 573 to 2717 code for a protein of 714 amino acids. The record is from RefSeq and is a predicted model, not a curated record. Gene Ontology annotation, molecular function: interleukin-1 receptor activity. The transcript is spliced from 11 exons. Gene Ontology annotation, biological process: signal transduction. Lineage: Eukaryota; Metazoa; Chordata; Actinopteri; Cypriniformes; Cyprinidae.